AUGCCUUCCAGUGUCGCAUAUUCCGAAACAAGGACCCUAGCGAACGACAAUAAUGCUCGCGCCCUGAACGGCUCUUAUCGACUAGGCCGGGAGACCAUGGCCUCAGGCACAGACGGCACCCGGCCCAAGAACGAGGAUAUAUUUUUGAACAUCGCCAGGACCGACUCUGGCCGUCGCGACUCGCUCAGCCGGUCUGAUUUGCGCAGACCAGUCCUUGCGGUCGCCGACCACGCGGGUCGACACCGAACAAACCCCUCCCCAGAUCAACGUCUCAGCAAUGCGGAGAACCCCUUGCUUGCGCAGAAUGGCUCGCCCACCCUCCCAUACAACUCCUUUGCCCACUCAUCAGCGGCUUCUGCUCACCCUCUCGACGAUCCGAGUCGCCUCCGCUAUUCAAGUAUAGGGUCGGGCGCGCGAUCCACGAUUGGCGCACCCCGAAGCCGACUCAGUCGCGCCGGCCCAGAGGAACCCUCCCGAUCACCGCCAACAAACGGAGAGCGCCGGUCCUCAUUCCAUGAACCACGCUUGCAUCGUCAUUCUACACUCUCGACAGUACGAACUAGCCGACAGCUAUCCACCUCGGAGGCAACCGAGCGUAUUCGCGGCGAGGCGGAAAAACCACGCGCAGACGGAACCGAAUCUACACUGUCCACAAAUGCGCCUUCUACGGUAUGGGAUGAACUGGACGAUCUGAAGUCCCGAAUUCGCAAACUGGAGCUCACGGCCACGACCGUAACCGCACUGUCGACCUCACCGAGACACCACCGCAAAGUCAGCACAUCGGCCGCCGACUCUGAUAGUGCGACUCAAAACCAGGUGCACCCGCUUUUGCAAUCUGCGCUGGCCAAGGCCAGAUCGGUGCUGACCAAUGACGUGUAUUCGGCGCUAGAGGCGACGAUCAAUGAUGCAUUGGCACUCUCGACGCUGUUGGGCGCCAAUACAGCCCCGUCGGGUACUGUGUCCGUGGUGAAUGGAGGUUACAGUUCCUCCGAAAGACAAGCCCGGCGCAAGGCUGACAGCGUGUGUCGAAGCCUGACCGAGCUCUGUUUGACGUUGACAGAUGAGCAACUUAAGAGAACUCGGCCAUCCUCCAGCCACGCCAGCACCGUGCAACAUCACCGGUCGAAUGGUGCUGAGACCGAGUCACUUGCCCCCGUGCCCUCGUAUCAGCGAGCUGGUAGCCAUGAACCCGAGGGCAUCGAGCGACGACAAAGUACGACCCGCAUUUCUAGCCGCCUCGAAGCACGCAGAGCAUCUUUGAUCAACCACAGCCCCGGAAAUUCUGGAGAGGCAAAAUCACCUCAAUCACCGAGCGCUGCUCCCCCUCCUAGCCGUCUUCAUCGCAUCUCAACCUCUCUGCGUAACCGCAGGUUGACGUUCGAUGAUGAGAACGCAGAAGCGCCGAGCCCGCACAGCCGCUCGCUUUCACGAGCUAUGACUGGUAGCGAGAUCGGUACACCAAGUCCUGCCCAGAAUGUGUCCCCGCGACAGCGAUUCUCUUAUAGCCAUGCACGAACCAUUUCGAGUGCCCAACAAGACCAAGGCCUGGGAAUUUCACCCCGAUCCACUCAGUUCCAAAUACCGACGCCAUCUCAAGAUUCUCUAGCUUCUCAGGCCCCACCAUUACAGCCACAGACGCCCACGGCCUCAUCUCAAACCGGUAUUCAAUCUCGCCGCAGUUAUAUGACUCCUGGUAUCUACUCUCCUGCCACAUCGCGCUCCAACAUUCAAGCCGGAUCCCGUCGAUAUGGCCUUUCUCCUAGCUUCUCAAACGCCACGCCGCGCUCUGGGACAGAAGAAAGCCCUCGAUCGCCGCAGAUAGCAACGCCUUCACAAACUAGGAUCAGCAUUCCAUCGGGCAAGUCUGCAACUAGCUACACGCCCAUCCAACAACCUCGACUCCGCGCCGGCAGUUUGGGGGCGCGGAGGUUCGGUCUCAGAACACGCUCAACAACCGCUCCUGCAGAGUCCGUCAACCUCGACGACAGCAUUGACUGA
This is a messenger RNA of Penicillium argentinense, 1998 nucleotides long. RefSeq names its product putative LPXTG-motif cell wall anchor domain protein. The coding region runs from base 1 to 1998 and encodes 665 amino acids. The record is from RefSeq and is a predicted model, not a curated record. Lineage: Eukaryota; Fungi; Ascomycota; Eurotiomycetes; Eurotiales; Aspergillaceae. The transcript has 3 exons.